AUGGAAGACGAUCUCGAAAUCAAGCGCGAGGACCAACAGUCGCGCGUUCUGCCCGCAGACGACAACAGGCCAAGGGUCCAGCACGGAGGCAAGAGACCACCCGUAGACCCUUUCGCCGAGGAUGACGAUGAUGAGGUAGACGAGCGCGGUGACAACGAAGAGGACGAAGAGGACGAAGAUGAUGAUGACGACGACGACGACGACGACGACGAAGAUGAUGAUGAAGACGAAGAAGACGAUGGCGCACGCGGAAGCCGCAGACGCGCCAAAAAGCAGCGUCGCAACCGCUUUCUCGAUGUCGAAGCCGAGGUAGACGAUGAUGAGGAGGAUCUCGACGAGGAGGAGGAAGAACUGGCCCGAGAGGAUGGUUUCAUCGAGGAAGACAUUCCCGACGAUACCGAAGAUGUGCAGAGACGCGCCGCCGCCGACAACCAACGUCUUGACCGUUUCCGAAGGCAGGAAGAGGACACCAACGCCGAAGCACUCGCCGAAGAGCUCCGUCAACGUUACGGUCGCUCGGCUCGAUAUGCCGCACAGUCCGACUAUGCCGAGGUGCCACAGCGCCUGCUCAUGCCCUCCGUCGAGGAUCCCAGCUUGUGGGGUGUGCCUUGUAAGCCCGGUAGAGAGAGGGAUAUCGUCAUGACCCUAGUGCGCAAAGCGAUGGCCGAGAACUUCACAUCCAACCCCAUGCGUGUCAUCUCGGCUUUCUGCCGAGACACCAUCCCCGGCAGGAUCUAUGUCGAGGCUCGACGUGCCGAUGAUGUCGUCAAGGCCUGCAAUGGUCUCGCCGGUGUCUAUGCACGACAGACCACCUCACUCCACCUCAUCCCUAUCUCGGAGAUGGCCGAUCUGCUCAAGCUUCAAAAGGUACAGAACGAAAUUCAGGUCGGCGGCUGGGUACGUAUCAAGCGUGGAAAAUAUGCUGGCGAUCUGGCACAGGUGCUCGACGUGUCGGAGAACGGCGAAGAAGUCGGUCUCAAGAUGAUCCCCCGUAUCGACCUCAACCCCAAGGACAGUGGCCUCUAUACCGACAGCUUGGGUCGCAAGAGAAAGAAGGGCGCCGGCGCCUCCUCUGCCACCGUCGCCUUUCGUCCGCCACAGCGCUUCUUCAACCCUGAAGAGGUGCAGAAGGCCUACCCCCGCGACACGCCCACCAAGCGUGGAAGCCAGUGGGUCUUCCAAAACGACAGUUACCGCGACGGCUACCUCGAGAAGGACGUCCGAGUUACGGGCAUUAUCACCGAAAACGUCAAUCCUACCCUGGACGAGAUCACCAAAUUCGCCGGCGAGAGCUCGCUUGAAGAUGGCAUCAACAAGCUUGGUGCGGUCGAUCUCAGCUUGAUCGCAGAUGCAAGCAAGAAGGCCACCGAAGCUCUCAUCCAGCCCAAGGACCAGGUCGAGAUCUUCGAAGGAGAGCAGGCAGGCGUCUACGGUACGGUCAAGGCGAUCAACAACGAGGUCAUCACCAUCCAGCUUGAGCACGAGGACCUGAUGGAUCAAAUCGUCGAGGUGCCAGCACGCAGCGUCCGCAAGCGAUUCAGUCCAGGAGACCACGUUAAGGUCAUGUCCGGCAAGCACGCCGACGAGACCGGUCUCGUGGUGAAAGUCGAGGACAACGUGACGACGUUCCUUUCAGAUCUGUCGAUGCAGGAGGUGUCGGUGUUCAGCAAGGAUAUCCGCCAGGCCGCCGAGGUGGGUUCCGGUGUCAACGUCAUCAGCGGCUACGAGCUGCACAAUCUGGUUCAGCUCGAUGCUCAGACGGUCGGUAUCAUCUUCAACAUCGAGCGAGAAAGCUUCAAGGUGCUCGACCAGACAGGACAGGUGGUCAGCGUCAAGCCGCAUCAGAUCAGCAACAAGAAGGACACGAGCCGUGCCUUUGCGCUCGACCACGAUGGCAACGAGAUUCGUUCAGGAGACAUGGUCAAGGAAGUGGCCGGCCCCUUCUCGCGUUCGCGACAAGGCCAAGUGCUUCACAUCUACCAGUCGAUGAUCGUUUUCCUGCACAAUCGCGAGUACACCGAAAACGGCGGUGUCUUCAUCGCACGUGCACGAGCGCUGGAGCCGUUGGCGCCCAAGAGCGUCUCGACCAAGGCAAAGAAGGAUGGCGGUGACCUCUCUAAGAUGAACCCGGCAUUGUCGAACCUCAGCGGCGGCGGAGCCAACGAUGUCCGCGUCGAAGGUGUGCGACGAAUGGGUGGCCGUGACAUGCACAAGGGCAAGAACGUGGCAAUCAUCAAAGGCCCUUACAAGACCUACCGCGGCCGCAUCACCGAGACGACGGGUAAUGUGGCGCGUAUCGAGCUCACGUCGGUGUCCAAGCCCAUCACAGUCAGCCUCGACUGGCUGGUCGAGAAGGAUCCAAUCACAGGCCGCAGUACAAAGUUGACCGCGGGAGGUUCCGGUGCGCCGAAUCGGGGCGGAUACAAUAGCGGGGGCUCGAGCAUGGGUGGUGCAUCGAGCAACCCUUACUCGUCCAGCGGCAGCUCGAUGGGUGCUGGCGGAUACAACCCGUACGGAGGCCCGCAGCCCGUCUCGGCUGGCGGUGGCUACGGUACGUCUUCGAAUGGUGGCGCGGGUGGGUAUGGCUACUCACAGCCUGUCGCGUCUUCAGCAGCCGGCGCUGGUGGAUAUGGAGGUGCAGGAGGCAUCGGCAGCCGCACGCCUGCGUAUAAUCCCUACGCAGGCGAUGGCGGCAAGACUCCAGCAUAUAACCCCUACGGCGACGGUGGCAAGACGCCCGCUUACAAUCCUCUUGGAGACGGCGGCAAGACCCCGGCUUACAACCCAGCUGCUGACGGAGGACGCACACCGGCAUACAAUCCUUAUGCUGGCGACGGCUGGUGA
This is a messenger RNA of Sporisorium graminicola, 2844 nucleotides long. RefSeq lists its product as uncharacterized. Gene Ontology annotation, molecular function: mRNA binding. Gene Ontology annotation, biological process: regulation of DNA-templated transcription elongation; regulation of transcription by RNA polymerase II; transcription elongation by RNA polymerase II. Gene Ontology annotation, cellular component: DSIF complex. The transcript has a single exon. The record is from RefSeq and is a predicted model, not a curated record. The coding region runs from base 1 to 2844 and encodes 947 amino acids. NCBI's taxonomy places the organism in Eukaryota, Fungi, Basidiomycota, Ustilaginomycetes, Ustilaginales, Ustilaginaceae.